AUGAAUAUAACUUAAAACAGGGAUCCCAGAGUACCUUUUGACAUCAAUUAUAGUCAGUCUUUAGUCAAAUCUAACUUCAAAUUAUCAAGCUGCGUUCAUAGUUAAAAUAACAAACUAAUGGGACAACUCAUAGGUAACCGAUAUGAACUGUUAAGAUUUUUAGAAAUUGGGAUGCAAACAACACCACUUAUGGAGGAAUCAGCACAAUGGAAGCAAAAAAUUAGAUGGGUGAAUCAAAGGAUUAAGAUUGGACUGAAGCACAGCUAACUAUCAAAAAGACAGCGAAAUAGAGCACUUGAACUUGACUAUCUUAGAAAAAAGAAUAACCUUAAUGGAGAGAGAGCUCAUACUUAAGAGUCAAUUUAAUCGUCUCGAGUGCCGAAAUUUACAUUUGGUGAUGCUUCACUUGAAAGGUCGAUGUUAUAUGAUCAGUCGAUAUCGUACACAGCUAAUACUAAUACUAGGUCAAAAGAAAAUUAUGUUCCCCCUCCAUCAACGACAAAGCCACUCCCAUCAAAGAGAAUAUCUAAUAAGCUUCUUUGGAAUCAUGAAAAGACUCAGUAACUAAACAGAAGCUCUUUCGAUGAGCAAUCCAAUACUACUAACUUAACAACAUUAGUUAAUUAGAUAUCCUUAAAUAAUAGCCCUAAACGAUAGAGAAAUCUCAGAGAGUUAAAAUUUUAGAGAUCAAACUUUAAUAGAUUACAAUACCAAAACAUCAGCUAGCUUAUUUAAACUAACAGUAACCUAAGGUCUAAUUCCCCUUCUGUUCUGAUAGACAAUAAUCUUAUAACAGAGUAAAGUCUUAAUGUAAACAGUAUAGGAAAUGUAUCAAACAGAGUAACAAUAGAUAAAAUAAAUGUAUCCUACCUAGAGUGCCACAACAAUCCUUUCCAAACUUUAAGUUUGUAAGAGAGAUUAAAGUCAUUUAAAAAUAAGCUGAUCUCUACGAAUUUUGAGAAAAAGUUUAGAUAAAGAUUGGCUUUGAUGAAUUCAACUUAACGAAGUUCGAUUGAAGCAUCUCCUAAGAAUCAAAAUAACAUGCCUAAUAAAUUUAUUGUCUUUAGAAACCGAAAAAACAGUGAGUUCAAAAGAUAAUUAUAAACAAGUCAUGUAAUGACCAGGGAAUAUAAUAAUACCGAUAUUUAAGCAGCUCAAACAUUUAGGAAUAAACAAGCUCACACAAGAGUUCCAAGUAGAUUCCAAAAUAAUAAAAUACUUGACCUUGAUGAUGAUGAGCCAGCCUAGGAGUAGAGUACAUUUUUAACACAAGCGCAAUCCAAUUAAAAUUUGUAGAGGAAUUUAUAGUUUUUGCAAGAAAGGUAAAAGGAAAAGAGCAAGAAAUAUGAUGAAUAUCAGAGACAGCGAGAUCAGAGGAAUAAAGAGAUUGAUGAGUAGUUAAACAGGGAAAGCUCUACUUUGAAGCUUAUCAACUAGCUUUUGGAUUCAUCAUAAUAUAUUGUUCCAAAAGUUGGGGAGAUGAAUAAGAAGGAAAGUCAUAUAGCUCUGAAUGAUUAAUUAGACAAGUCUAACUCGGCCAAUCUUAGCAGCAAUGCUACUCCUAAUAAAGGUUUACCUGUGAAUGUGGAUGAGGAAUUCUUUUAAAGAGUUCAAUUGCUUAAGAACUCAGCUGGGACUAAUAACAUUCCACUAAAAGCUAAACAGUACUAUAAGCAAGAAGGUAUGCUAGAAAAACUUUUAGUGCUAGACAGAUUAGAUAAGAAUUUACAUAUGAAGAUAGAGGCUUAGCAGAUCUUUCCUCAGAAUAAAUAAGAUAGUCAAUUAGAGUCAAUCUACAAUGUAUCAACAAUCGAACACAAUAGAAGACAAAAGCAAGGUAAAAAGCUAACUAGAUUUAAAGUCAUCUGA
Stylonychia lemnae is the source of this 1869-nucleotide messenger RNA. The record is from the annotation of a GenBank genome assembly. NCBI's taxonomy places the organism in Eukaryota, Ciliophora, Spirotrichea, Sporadotrichida, Oxytrichidae.